AGUAUUGAACAUGGCCGCCCUGUACGCGCUAUCCGUGCUGGGAUUUCUUUGUGUGUGCGGAAUCAUCCCUGUUUACGGCGGUGAACAGUCCAGUCAGGUGGAUAUCAGUGCGUCCCCGACGACACAGUCUGCCCCCAGCCAGAACGGACCCCCCACUGACGGGAAAGUCGUCCCCACCCCAGGGGGAGGGUUGCCACCUGCAGGGAACAGCCAGACCGUCACGACGGGGCAAAGCACGAGUGGUGGAACCGCAGGUGUUCAGGGUUCAAGCACAAAGCAGGGCUCUACUGUGGCCAAUGGUGGGACCACGUCAGGAGCGUCCUCUGGCGAUCGGGACACGUACUCCACCAGCCUUCCCACCGCCAUGAUCAAGACCGCUGCCCCUGCGGCUCCGGCCGCCCCCGCCGCCGACGGCAAAGCCACACAAAACGGACAGGCAAGCAACCAGCAGCCGAGCCAGCAAGGGAACGGCAACGGCGGGCAGAGCGGCGGGGAGAGCUGUCGUAUCGACAUGUUACUCCUCGUGGGAGCUCUGAGCGCAACUGUACUGAAAAUGCGAUUAGCGUGAUUACUUUACGUACUGGCAUGGAUGCGCCUUCAGCACCAAGGACAGACGCCAUCUUGCGAUUUUGAGAAAAAACUGCAAAACAACCUUCU
Messenger RNA from Branchiostoma belcheri (Belcher's lancelet), 657 nucleotides. Its product is annotated as spore wall protein 1-like. The record is from RefSeq and is a predicted model, not a curated record. NCBI's taxonomy places the organism in Eukaryota, Metazoa, Chordata, Leptocardii, Amphioxiformes, Branchiostomatidae. The transcript is spliced from 2 exons. The coding region runs from base 11 to 568 and encodes 185 amino acids.